Molecule: messenger RNA, 996 nt
Organism: Ipomoea triloba (trilobed morning glory)
Lineage: Eukaryota; Viridiplantae; Streptophyta; Magnoliopsida; Solanales; Convolvulaceae
Product: NDR1/HIN1-like protein 13
Exons: 1
Coding region: 94-906 (270 amino acids)
Cellular component (GO): plasma membrane
Source: RefSeq, a predicted model, not a curated record
CUUGUUCGAUACUCGCACUCACGUUCUUGAUUACUUUAAUCUUCUGCAACUGGAGAAUUAUUUUGGGCUGAUUCUUCCUACCUGGUGUCAACAAUGGCUGAUCGAGUACACGCUAACGACUCGCCGCCGUUUUCGGAGAAGUCUGGCGAAGUAGCAGAACAGAAUGCGCAGCAGCCGGGAAAACCGCAACUGCCGGUUUCUGCAAAGCCGGUUCCGCCGCCGCCUGGGACUUACGUCAUCCAGGUUCCGAAGGAUCAGAUAUACCGCUAUCCUCCGCCGGAGAACUCCCGCCGUUUGAAGUCCUUCAGCCGCCGGAAAAGUCGGCGCGGAUGCUGCUGCAGGUGCCUCUGCUACACUCUGUGUCUCCUCGUGGUCCUCAUUGUCGCCCUCGCCAUCGCCGCCGGCGUUUUCUACCUCGUUUUCCGCCCUGAGUCGCCGAAUUACACCGUCACCGACGUCGCAAUCAAGGGGCUGAACGUGACGUCACGCUCCGCGGUUUCGCCCGAGUUUGACGUCAUCGUCCGAGCGGAGAAUCCUAACGAUAAGAUCGGGAUUUUUUACCGGAAAGGGAGCUCCGUUAGGGUUUCUUAUUCCGGCAUUGAGCUCAGUCACGGUGAAUUGCCGGUGUUUUUUCAGCCGUCAAAUAACGUGACGGAGUUCCGCACGGCGCUUAAGGGAUCCGGCGUGUUGCUGGGUAACACCGUUAGAUCGUCGCUGGUUCGUCAGCAGAGACAACGGAAAGUAACGUUUAAGUUGAACGUAGAAACGCCCGUCAAAAUUAAGGUCGGGGCAGUGAAGACGUGGGAGAUCACUGUGAAGGUUAAAUGUGACGUCACCGUGGAUGCUUUGAAUGAGAAAUCCAACGUGGUUUCAAAGGAUUGUAAUUACAGUGUGAAAUUGUGGUAGAAAAUUGGUGUUUUAAUAUUUUUGUUUUAUUAAAUUCAUUCUUUUGAACAGCACAUACUUUAUAAUGAGAAAAAUGAUAUUUGAACUAUA